CCGAAGUUCUCAGUAAAUUGUUGGAAACUUAACUAAAAUGUCAGCAACUGAAGAAGGUGCCAUCGGUGGCGAUGUUAAUAACAACAAUGACGCGAUAAUGGAACUGAAUAAUGAAAAUGGAGUGUUGGAGCAACCAACGGAGCUGCAGCCACAAAAUGAGCUGCUCGAUAUGGUUUUCACGCUGGAGAGUGAAAAACAAGCGCUGGUAGAGGAAUCGCGUAAACGAAUUGGAGCGCUACGAAAAGAUUUUGAGAAUGUUAGCACUGAAAAUGAACGACUGAAACGACGGGUGACGCAGCUGGAGCAAUCCCUAAAGCAAUCUGUUAUGCUGGGCGGCACGGAGGCGCCGAAGUCACGGCAGGAGCAGGAAGAACUGCUACUUAAAGCCAAAACCUUGCUCUUUGAGAAGACAAAAGUGAACAAGCAGCAGGAACAAACGAUUGCAAUGCUCAAGCACCAGGUUGAUACCAUAAAAGAUGUGCUACAGGUAACGAAAGACAUGCUAGCUCUGAAGACCACCGAAUGCGAGCACACAGAGGCACGUCUGGGGAAAUCACAGUUAUGGAUCAAAGCUGAACAGGAAAAGAGCGCACUAACAGAGAAAAAGCUAGCCAUUUCAAAGGCUGUGUACGACAAGUUACGCGCCGAGUACGACACACAGUCUAGAAUAUUUAAGGAUUUAAAGGCGACCUACGAGCAAAAGGUGAACGUUUUAAGCCACGCAUUAGAUCAGGCCAAAAAAUAGUUAAACAAUUUAAUGAACUAUGUUAAUUAAAUGCAAAAAUAUUGUUUAAAGUUCAA
Molecule: messenger RNA, 801 nt
Organism: Scaptodrosophila lebanonensis
Lineage: Eukaryota; Metazoa; Arthropoda; Insecta; Diptera; Drosophilidae
Exons: 3
Coding region: 38-745 (235 amino acids)
Source: RefSeq, a predicted model, not a curated record